AUGGGAGACAAUGAUGAUAAUCGGGACAAAGGGUUAUUUUCACAUCUUGCUGGAUAUGCUGCUGGACACUAUCCACGGCCACAUGGGGCAUACCCUUAUCCUCCUCCUCCUGGUGCAUAUCCUCCUGCAAGUUAUCCUCCUCCUGGCGGAUAUCCACCAUCUGGGUAUCCUCCGCCUGGUGGAUAUCCUCCUUCUGGGUAUCCUUCUGCAGCUGGAUACCCACCGGCACUGCCACCAGGAUAUCCGCCACAUGGUGGAUAUCCGCCUGCUGGUUAUCCUGGUCCCUCAGGUCACCAUCACUCGGGUAAAUAUUUUGUGUGUUCUCAGCAUUAUUGUUAG
Messenger RNA from Coffea arabica (coffee), 339 nucleotides. The record is from RefSeq and is a predicted model, not a curated record. NCBI's taxonomy places the organism in Eukaryota, Viridiplantae, Streptophyta, Magnoliopsida, Gentianales, Rubiaceae.